Molecule: messenger RNA, 705 nt
Organism: Puccinia graminis f. sp. tritici CRL 75-36-700-3
Lineage: Eukaryota; Fungi; Basidiomycota; Pucciniomycetes; Pucciniales; Pucciniaceae
Exons: 5
Coding region: 1-705 (234 amino acids)
Biological process (GO): mRNA catabolic process
Cellular component (GO): cytosol; nucleus
Molecular function (GO): nuclease activity; RNA binding
Source: RefSeq, a predicted model, not a curated record
AUGGUCAAAAACGGCUGGGCUAAGCUCAGAGAGAAUACCAAACCGGGUAACGCUGAUGAUGAAAAUGAUGGUGACAGUCCAGAACAAGAUCGUCGAAAUCAAUUAAAGGAAGCCGAGGAGACUGCUCAACGUGAAGGCAGAGGUGUGUGGGCAGAAGAUACCCCAAAUCUCAAAAUCAAUUACUCAAUGCCCAAAGACCCAGCAGCCUUUUUGUCGGAAUACAAGGGGAAAACUCUCGAUGCCGUCAUUGAAACUGUUUCAAAUGGCACAACUGUGCGUGCAAGAUUACUACUGCGCCCCAGUCAACACCGGUUUGUUACGGUCACUAUGGCUGGUGUUCGCUCGCCUCAGUCCCAACAAUACUCCCCUCAAAACCAAGCCAAUAGUUCCACUUCCGCAAAUGAAGGCAAACCAUGCAUUAAGCUACCCACCGGAAUAAAUGUUGCCAACUUACUCCUCGAGCGAGGACAUGGGACAGUGCUAAGACAUAGACAGGGAGAAGAUCGAUCUCAAGAUUACGAGAUGCUCAUGGCUACUGAAAUGAAAGCUCAAGCCAAGCCAACUCAUACCUGUCGGGGUGGAAACGACAAGGCUGUGAGAAUUCAAAAGCUUAAGGGUAGUUUCAAUCAAAGGUCAGCUCGUGGUACAUCACAUGAGGUAAUAAAAAGAAAACAAGCUGUUCACACCAUAAGGGCAAGGGUAUGA